AUGAAUGGAGUGUCAUUAGGUCAAAGGGGGAGUUAUGGAUCAUUGCCUUGCUACGGAAAAUUAUCAAAUUUUGCGCGAAAACCAUCUCCGAAAAUGCUGCCAGUGAGCUCAAGGGACAAGGAGCGGGUUCUCCUGGUUGUUUGCCGGUGUUUGGGGCGUAGAAGAGUUGCAAUGCUGCUUUUGGUUGCACUUGCUCUCCUAGUUUUCAUUUGGGGUUCCUUUACAGUUAGCAAAGAAACCACAAGUCCAACUGUUAGACCAACGGAUAGUAUACAUUUUGACAACAAUGAUAUAGUAAGCCAUCAUUCCAUUGUUUGUCGCUCUAGAGUUAAUAGUACAUUGGACCAUCCAUGCCACAAGUUUGCUCUCCCUCCUCCCCCUCCUUCUGGUGGACGACGGAUUGGACCACGCCCGUGUCCAGUAUGUUACAUUUCUGCAGAGCAAGCUAGAUCUAGCAUACCAUGCUUUCCAUCUGCAUCGCCAUUGCUUCGCAACUUGAAAUAUGUUGUUGAUGAAAACCCGAUUAAAAUUGAAUCACAUGGAGGUUCAUACUUUGGUGGAUAUCCUUCUCUAAAGCAGAGGAAUGAAUCUUUUGAUAUAAAAGAGUCGAUGACAGUGCACUGUGGAUUUGUUAAAGGAAAUAGGCCUGGUCGCCUGACAGGAUUUGAUAUUGAUGAAGCUGACCUGCUGAAAUUGGAAGAGUCCCAUGAGGUCAUUGUUGCAUCAGCCAUAUUUGGGAACUAUGACAUAAUACAACAGCCCAAGAACAUUAGUGAAGCAGCUGGGAAAAAUGUUCCUUUUUAUAUGUUUAUUGAUGAAGAGACAGAAACAUAUUUGAAGAAUUCCAGCGCCCUAGAUAGCAAUAUGAGGAUCGGACUGUGGAGGAUUAUUGUUGUCCACAACAUUCCUUACACUGAUGCAAGACGUAAUGGAAAGGUUCCAAAGCUUUUAUUGCAUAGGCUCUUGCCUAAUGUUAGAUAUUCCAUAUGGAUAGACGGAAAGCUCCAGCUUGUCAUGGAUCCGUAUCAAGUUCUUGAGAGAUUCUUAUGGCAGCAAAAUGCCAGUUUUGCAAUCUCAAGACACUACCGUCGUUUUGAUGUGUUUGAAGAGGCUGAAGCAAACAAAGCUGCAGGGAAGUAUGACAAUUCCUCCAUUGAUUACCAGAUUGAAUUUUAUAAAAAGGAGGGUUUAUCGCCAUACUCCAAGGCUAAGCUUCCAAUCACCAGUGAUGUUCCUGAAGGUUGUGUUAUCAUAAGGGAACAUAUUCCCAUCACAAAUCUGUUUACCUGCCUGUGGUUCAAUGAAGUUGAUCGGUUUACUGCCAGGGAUCAGUUAAGCUUUUCCACAGUGAGGGAUAAAUUAAUGGCUAAAGUUGAUUGGAGCAUCAACAUGUUUUUGGAUUGUGAGAGGCGUAAUUUUGUGAUUCAGGCUUACCACAAAGAUCUAUUGGACCACAUGCCACCUCCAGUAGCUCCCAUCAUUAGACAUCCGCCACCUUUGCAUCGUGAUAGUUUAGCUGGGAGGAACACAGGUAAAAAUUCAAGGCGUGGAAGAGAUAGGAGAUCUGGUUCAAGGCAACACCGCAAGGCUGCUGCAGUUCUCACAGAAAGACAAGUACAGGGAACUGAAAAUAGGAGGAUGGUUUUAUUUCAACCUUCAACCCUUAGGCAUAGCUUCCAAUGGCUCGUAACAGGAAAGGAUCUAACAGCAGAGGAGAGGCCUGUCACUGUGUUUGGUCAUGGCAUUGAAAUAGCGACAAAGCUUAAAGGUUCAACACCACAUGACCAGCUGUUGAUCCAAACCUCUGAUUCCUUUUCUGGGUUGCUUUUAUUUGCCAUUGGGUUCCUUUUGUUCAUGGUGGCAUUUGUUAAGGACAGAGAGUUCCAGAGUUUCUUUUCUAAAGGUUGUGUCUUGCUCCAUGUUUCAAUGGCUUUUUGGAGAGUUUACUUUGAGAGGAAGCUUGAAGAUCUGGCUCAUGAUUUGCCUAGACUAGUUGUUGGUGAUAUUGCAUUGGCUCUUUCUUGGGUUUUCUUUCUUGUUUACUCAUGGAGAGAGAAGUAUGAUUAG
Messenger RNA from Dovyalis caffra, 2067 nucleotides. The record is from the annotation of a GenBank genome assembly. NCBI's taxonomy places the organism in Eukaryota, Viridiplantae, Streptophyta, Magnoliopsida, Malpighiales, Salicaceae.